GGCUCACGCCGCGCGACCCGCGAAACUUGUUUUUUAUUUAAGUUUGUUGGUCAUGAGCACUAAAGACAAAGAUAUUUAUACCCACCAAGUAUACAUAUUGCAAAGUUUACAGAGCAAAUAACUAGUUAUGAAUAUUGGAAGAUCGGAUGCUUCGACUUCUACGGACGAUAUUAAGGGUCGGCCGUUGUGCUUGUUUUACUUCGCACACCCAUUCGGCGUGCUGUCGUGUGAGCCGCCUGCGGUGCUGACGGCGGCGUCCGCACCUGCACCUGCAUCUGACGCGCCCGCACCCGCCAGCCCUAGUCCUCCCAGCGCUAUGAGGCGCGCGCCCGCGCUCUGGCGCCGUCCCGAUCCACACACUUUCGGGUCCCGUCUCCUGACUGUCGACCUCAGUUCUGUCGGGAACUCGCUCGCCUUCUCGUCGUCGACCGAGAGUGCUCGGUUGGACUCGCGCUCCGGACGUGAUGACUUUUCAAUGCGUCGCCCGGUACCCUAUGGCCGUGCUCUGCCGCCGUUACGUUUACCGACGCCUCGGAACGCGUCCACAUCGGACGACGCGUCGUUAGAUGCUUGGGCACGUCGACCUCCUAACGAGCGCUUUGCCUUGCCUCCGCUUGAUAUGAACACAACGGUGGCGAGUGGUGUGCGCGUGGACUCGGACUCGGAACUCAGCUGUCGGGGAAGGGCCACUUCCCGACACGCGCCGCCCGCGGGGGUGCGUAAAGUGCGCCGGGCCCGUCUAUGUCCGCGCACACUUACUGCGCGUGCUGCACUCGCCCGGCUUCUUAGACGAAAAGGUGCCACAGGAGGCGCGGGAGGAGCCGGAGUCCGCGCGGGAUCGCUGCUGGCGACACUGGGCGCGCUGCGCGCUGGCUGGACGCCACCGCCGCACACCAUUACCCGCUUCGAGGUUCGUGGGUCGACUUCGAGCGCCAUCGGCAGCGAGGGAGAAGAGCGGUGGAGUGCCGGCGCCAUGUUGCGCCGAGCCGCCCCCGCAGAACUUUCGUCGCGCGUGGCCGCUUCGCCGGGCUUGCUGCGUCGCCGAUACUCCGUGCCGGAGACCGUAAUGAGAAGAUGCCGCUUAGCGAGACAGUGGUCGGAGCCGGAGCGCGCGUCGACCAGCGGUCGCUCGCCGGGCAGCAGCCCGUCUCGCGGCGCCAACGAACGGUCCGUGGGCGCGCGUGAGUCGGUGCGGCGUUGUGCGCUGUUGCGGCGCAUGUGGGGCCGGAACCCCAACGGCGCGGGCGCUGCGCCCUCCCCUCCCUGCUGUUGCGGCAGUCGUUCGCUCGACGGCUCGCACACUGAUCUCGAAGCCGUGAGACUCCCGCGGCCAUCGGAACGACGGCGCCGUUCACCACUACCAUACACAGAAUCAUAUGCGCGCACGAGUUCGACCGUGCCUUCCGGAGAUGGAGACACGGUCGACCUAGAACCCGAUCGCCCAAUAAUGGAAACUUACGAUCUCGCCGGCGAACCUCGUUUUCGGGAGACUUCCACAAUCGGCGACACUUCCGGAAGUAGACGCAGCCCGGACCCACCGACUGACGAUUUCCCCGCAAGGCCUCACGCGCCCUACGAUCUGCUGGAAAUAGCCGUGUCCGAGACUUCCCACGGCAGCGACUCACCAGAUCGACGAGCGGUUCGCGCGACCCCGCCGUCGGCCUUGCGCACUUUUAAACCGUCAAUAAUGGAAAGGAACAUCGACGAAUACGUGGCCGAUAUCUUAGUAGAAAGCUUGAACUCUCUUACGGAUCGACUGGAAACGAUCGCGGCUACGACCGAAGGUCGCAUGAGUGUUAUCGAAAAAGAAAUAAAAGUAAAGUUACAGAAUGCGGGAGUGAACACGGUCGUCCAUUUGAGCCCGACUUCUAACCACCAAAUAAUAUUCGGAAACGAAGAAUUAUGCGAGCGAGACGCGAGUGCGACCUCGCGACGAGUACAGAGUCUAUUCGAAGGGGGCGAGCCGAUCGAGGAUCGGCGCCGCGGGACCGACGACCGCGAUCUACAGUUUCCUCCUCCUCAGUCCGCGGAGGCAAACCCCGCUACGGGUGCCAGUGCCGGAUCGCCCUGCACCAGUCUCGUCGAUAGUUUAGAUGACCCUUCUUCGCCGCGUUUUCCCCUCGGGAUCGAUUCGACUGUUUCGAAUCGACCCGGGGAAAAUAAUACUUCCAGGGGCGAUAGAAGCGAAUCUUUUUUUAUUCGACUCGAGGACGACGAGUGUGAUUGUGCAAAGGAUAAUCUGGUGGUCGCCGAUCGCAUGCCGGAGAGGAUAAAGAAGCGUCUCCAGCGUCGGCAUCGACGACGAGAGAGACGCGCCGAAGUAGCGCGGCGCGGACGCACGGGUGGCUCGCGCUCCGACCGCAAUCGCGGCGCUGCGGUGGAGCGGACUUGCGCGGCACUGGUCGACUCUCUCGUCGAUGAUGCCAUUAGUAGAAUCGCUCGCGAAGAAUACCGGUGCGCGCGCAUCGGUCGCCGGUUGCGGGAAGAGACCCGCGCCCCCGUCGACGCGAGUCGACAGCGAACGGAGCGGCGCCUCGCUCUCGCCCCUGAACCUGCACCGGCCCCGCGGCGCGAUCGCGCGCCGCGCAGAUCGUAUCGCAAGUCGGAGAUUCACGACGGUGAAAAGUGUAUAGAAAUAUUGGAAAUAGUCGAGUACGCGAACGUAUCGCGCAGUUCGUCUGACGUCACUUCGGACGAGUGCGGUUCUGGCGUGAAAUGCAGAAGGUCGCGGAUACCCGUCCCCGUUCCGGACGAGUCGCGCCGCCCCGGGCGUGCCGGCGCCGUCCGAGCGGCCCCACCUUCGACGGCGACGGCACCUCCGCCGGCUCCGGCCGCGGCGACGGCAGCGCACGCCGCGCGCCGCGCCUCAGUGCCGAGCUGCGACGGGCGACUGCGCACAGAUUCGCUCCGAUUCGAGCGCGUGUUCGACGCGAUUCCGGAGGAGCGCGGCGGACUCGGCUCGGAGUCGUCGCGUCCUUCGUCGGGAGCUCCUCCCGACCCUCGUUCGCCGCGGCGGCUCUCGACGGCCGCCGAACCGAGCGCACCGUCAGGCGGCGCAAACCCGAUCGCCGAGAGCGUCGAGGCGAGCGCGGCGGCGGUUAGCGGGCGGCGAUCCGUCGGCGUGCAGUGCGCCACGGUGGUCGAGGACGACUCGGAGGCCGCGAAGUCGGACGGACGUCGUUUCCGAUCGACGUCGGCCGGGCGGAGCGACGCGGACGAAGUCGCGGAUCUCACGCACACGCACGUGCCCGCCUCUAGCGACGGCGAGUCCGCCGACGAGCGGCGCGCGCCCCGCCGUCCGCCGCCGCGCGACCGCCGCCCUCGCCCUCCGCAUGCCCACGCUCACGCGCACCAGUCCAUCGACUCAGAGGACGGUGACGGCGGGUGGUCGCUGACGGUGGCGGGCUCGUGUCGCGCCGCGCUGCCCGCACAUCUGGAGAUGCGCGUGCGCUUCCCCGCACCACCCGGCUCCCCGUCCCGCACGAGGCCCCAGCCCCCUCCGGUGCCUAGCGACUACAGCGACACCAAAUCUCAGGAAACCGAGUGGUCGUCGGGAUGUCGUCGUCGUGCCGCCCGCCGCUCCCCCCGCGGCUCGCGUCCCUCUCGCGCCGCUCUACUCGCACGCGACUCCAUCGUUUACGACUCGCCAUUGGGCACCGCUCGCCGCGACAAGAGAAGCACGGAAGCGCUGCCUUCGCUGGGCGCCGCGCCGCCUCCCGCACCCCCCGCACCUCACCGCGGCGCCUCCUCCACCGCUCCGCGCGAGCAUCAGGUGAGCGAGCGUCCGCCGUCUCGUAGCUCGAGCGACACUGUAGUACGCGAAGGCUCACCGCCGCAGUUCUAUUACGCGUAAUCUUAAUAAUUAUCUACCUCGUUGCCGUUUCAUGUGAAUAUUCCACAUACCUUCGUUUCGACUCUACAUUCACCUUAAUUUUUUCGUCUCGAGUACCGACCGCGUAGCCGUCGAAUUCGAUCGUACUUUCUUGCGGUCGCGUCGCUUUCUUUCAGUUGCACGGCGGGUGUUGCGCGUAUUGCCGAUCGUCGCCGCCGGCGCCGUCGCCGCGAUCG
This is a messenger RNA of Hyposmocoma kahamanoa, 4068 nucleotides long. RefSeq lists its product as uncharacterized. The record is from RefSeq and is a predicted model, not a curated record. Lineage: Eukaryota; Metazoa; Arthropoda; Insecta; Lepidoptera; Cosmopterigidae. The transcript has 9 exons. Bases 128 to 3853 code for a protein of 1241 amino acids.